Molecule: messenger RNA, 627 nt
Organism: Alternaria atra
Lineage: Eukaryota; Fungi; Ascomycota; Dothideomycetes; Pleosporales; Pleosporaceae
Exons: 6
Coding region: 1-627 (208 amino acids)
Biological process (GO): signal transduction
Cellular component (GO): plasma membrane
Molecular function (GO): GTPase activity; GDP binding; GTP binding
Source: RefSeq, a predicted model, not a curated record
AUGUCGCAACGGGAGUACCACAUAGUCGUCCUUGGUUCUGGUGGAGUCGGAAAGAGCUGCCUAACAGCGCAAUUCGUGCAGAAUGUAUGGAUAGAGAGUUAUGAUCCUACCAUCGAAGACUCGUACCGAAAGGUACUUGAUGUUGACGGCCGCCAUGUCAUCUUGGAGAUUUUAGACACUGCAGGCACCGAGCAAUUCACUGCCAUGAGGGAACUAUAUAUGAAGACCGGUCAAGGGUUCCUUCUCGUCUUCAGCAUAACUUCGGCGUCUUCUUUCUGGGAAUUGGCAGAGCUUCGGGAGCAGAUACGACGAAUAAAGGAAGAUAGCAACGUUCCCAUGGUCCUUAUCGGCAACAAGUCAGAUCUAGAAGAAGACCGAGCAGUGCCACGCCCACGAGCCUUUGCAAUAUCCCGUGAGUGGAAUAUACCGUACUUUGAAACCAGUGCUCGAAGAAGAGCCAACGUGGAUGAGGCCUUUGUCGACCUUUGCAGGCAAAUCAUCCGCAAAGAUCAACAGGAACGGUCGCGCAUGGCCCCACCGGACUCACCAAGACCUGGUCCAAGGUCGCGGACGCAUACUGGAAGACCUAAGCGCAAGGGACACCGACCGCAUUGCACCAUCCUUUAA